AUGGACGAUACCUACUUCCCUGAUGAGCUUUGGCUCAAUAGGGAAAUCGAAUUCACCUCCCCUUCACCCUCUGCUUGGAAACUGACCGUGAAACUCAAGGAAAGCAUUGGGCUUUUGAGCCAGAAAGAAUCCGAGGAAUACCAAGACACUUCCUUCGAUCCGACUCAACAGGCCCGAGUGAUAAUCUACAUGCAGAUCCCAAAUAGGGGAACUCAGGCUCUGCCCCCUGACAUGCGCCGCAGACAAGCUUCUGGCGAGGUCCCUGACAUCUUUAAAGAGGAGUGUGAAGCCUACAAACGCCUGGCUGAUCACCAAAUUGAUUUUACUCCUCAACUCGUCGGCUUUAAGCACGAAAAUCAAGAUGUUAACGGUCUGGUCCCGGACGGGUUUGUGUCUUACAUAGCCCACACCAAGGUUCCCGGCGUCGCUCUGGGCCAGAGGUUAUACCGCUUUGGAGAUGGUUCUGACAUCCCCGAUGUCGAUGUGGCCUCAGAUGCGCCCAGUACCAGACCGCCAGGAAAGCGUAUCACGCAGUAUAGCAUUCCCGAGGGGCAGUUCUGGACCAUGCGCAAAAGUGAGAGAGACCUGAUUCGGGCCAAAUUCAGCGUGCUUUACAGGUCAGCACCCAGUAAUUGUCGUCUGGCUUAUACUGACCUUUCUUCUCAUGGAAGGAAACUUCUCGCAGCAAGUGUCAAAGUCGAGAAUCCUUAUCUUGACAAUCUGUUUUGGGAUCAGAACACACAGAAACUGUCAGUUUUCAUCUUGACUUUUUUUCACAGCGGAUGA
Messenger RNA from Aspergillus novofumigatus IBT 16806, 786 nucleotides. RefSeq lists its product as uncharacterized. The coding region runs from base 1 to 786 and encodes 261 amino acids. NCBI's taxonomy places the organism in Eukaryota, Fungi, Ascomycota, Eurotiomycetes, Eurotiales, Aspergillaceae. The record is from RefSeq and is a predicted model, not a curated record. The transcript is spliced from 2 exons.